AUGCUAAUUCUUCAACCUCGUCGCUGGCUUAAUUUAGCCUCUUUACAUCGGAUGACAAAUAACUUCCCGACUGAAGAUGUUUGGAACGUUGUUAUAUCUUUGGAAUCACGUUAUUUGGAAUGUUCAAUUGUUUUCGUAUCAUGUGUAAACAAUAUGGCAGCUCUAGUAGUAGAAAUUCUGUACAGUUGUUUUAUUGGGUGGUUUUAUUUCUAUGGAUUGUGGCUUUACACGUCAGAAAUGAUAUUUUAUUCGGUUUCUCUCACAGCGAUUGGCACAAUAGUAUUAUUUAUAGCCGUGAACUUUUUGAGAAUUCCUUCUCCUGAUCAGUGGAAGGUUGUGGAAGUUCUAGGUAUUGAUCCUCGAACGCAAGAAGAUCAGAUCAACGAAGAAAAUGAUAGUAAAGAACAGUAUGUUAUGAAAGUUGUGGCACAUCGAGCAGCACCGCUGGAUGCCCCAGAAAAUAGUUUGGCUGCAAUAAGAAAGAGUAAAGAAAAGGGUUGCACAGCGGUUGAACUGGAUGUAUGUCUUACUGCAGAUGAUAUACCUAUUAUAUUUCAUGACGAUCACAUUGACAGACUUACAGAAAGAACCGGUCAAAUUAAUGAAAUGACAUGGGCAGAAUUAAAAGACUUGGAUAUAUCUGCAAAACAUCCUUUCAGAGAUAAAUAUCCUGGUGAAAAAAUACUUUUAUUUGAAGAUGCUAUAAAUGAAUGUAUUAAACUUGAUUUGAGAAUAUUUAUUGACAUUAAAGCAGAUGAUUGGAAGACUGCAGUUCAGUUAAGUCAAGUUAUCCUUGAAGCUUUUAAAAGAGAGUCAGUGCUGUAUGGACGUGCAGUCAUCACUUCUUUCAAUCCUGUUGUGGUGUUUAUGAUUCGCCGAGCUGAUCCUCAAAUAGUAUGUGCGCUGGCUUGGAGGCCUAAGUUUUUCAGUAUAGCUACAUAUUCAGGAAACGUGUCUGAAGGGAGGCCUCGUUUCAAACGCUUUCACACUCACCUGGCUGCAAGAGUUGCUGAUGCAGUUCAUGAGUGGAUUUAUCACAAUAUUUUGUUUUAUGUUUUGGGCCUAUCUGCUGUCCUCGUUCACAAGGAUUGCAUCACCUUGGAGUAUGUGAACUUGUGGAGUAAACGAGGAGUUCGUGUUAUUCCCUGGUCAAUAAAUUUGCCUGCUGAGAAACAGUUCUUUUCAAAAAUAUUGAAAGUUACUUAUCUGACUGAUACUCUAGAUGUUCGAGCUGUUUAAAAGUGUUCUCUGCCUAUAAAACAAAAAGGAAUCUUUAUUUUUAUGGUGUGAGUUGGUUCUUCAUUAUCUAUUAAAUGAAGUUCUGUUACGUAAGUAGUGUGGGCCUAUUUGUCAAACGUUUGCUAGCUAGUCUCUCUACACUAUUUUUCAUAGUUGCUAUAGUAUAUAUUUCAUAUAAUUUUUGUGUUUUGUAAUUUCAUAUUGGAAGAAAUAAAUAUUACUCAAGGAAUGUUCA
This is a messenger RNA of Gryllus bimaculatus (two-spotted cricket), 1474 nucleotides long. The record is from the annotation of a GenBank genome assembly. Lineage: Eukaryota; Metazoa; Arthropoda; Insecta; Orthoptera; Gryllidae.